Molecule: messenger RNA, 3108 nt
Organism: Rubroshorea leprosula
Lineage: Eukaryota; Viridiplantae; Streptophyta; Magnoliopsida; Malvales; Dipterocarpaceae
Source: the annotation of a GenBank genome assembly
AUUCUAAUUUUCUUCACAGCCAGCUACGAAUUUUUUGGGCUCUCGAUCUUCACGGCUUUCUCUUUCGAUCUAUCGUCUUCUACCUCCCCCCAAAAAUUAGGUUUCUUACGUCUUCCCCCUUCUCGACCUGCUCCUCUUCUCUCUCGCACUUUCUUCUUCUUCUUCUUCUCUGCAAUUCUUAGAUUCACUAGGGUUUACAGAUCUAUCCAGCUCCUGCUUCCACCUCUGCUAAAUCUCUUCCUUCUCCGUUAAUCUCUUCGCCAUGUUUUGGAAGCUCACAACUCUCUCCACCUCCUCUCCCGUGGAGUUAGUUCUAGACAAAGAAAAUUUCACUUUGGAAGAGCUACUGGAUGAGGAAGAAAUAAUCCAAGAGUGCAAAGCUUUAAAUAGUCGACUCAUCAAUUUUCUUCGUGAUAGAGCUCAAGUGGAGCAGUUAUUGCAGUAUAUUGUUGAAGAACCUCCAGAAGAUGCCGAUACCAAACGGACCUUCAAGUUCCCAUUCAUUGCCUGUGAGAUAUUGACGUGUGAAAUUGAUGUAAUCCUUAAAACUUUAGUGGAGGAGGAAGAGUUAAUGAACUUACUUUUCUCCUUCUUGGAACCAAAUCGUCCUCAUAGUGCCUUGCUGGCUGGUUAUUUUAGCAAGGUUGUUGUUUGCCUUAUGUUACGGAAGACUGUCCCGCUUAUGAACUAUGUACAAGUGCAUCAGGAUGUAUUCAGCCAAUUGGUUGAUUUAAUAGGAAUAACAUCCAUCAUGGAGGUUUUAGUUCGACUAGUAGGAGCUGAUGAUCAUGUGUAUCCCAAUUUUAUCAAUGUGAUGCAAUGGCUGGCUGAUAGCAAUUUGUUAGAAAUGAUUGUGGAUAAAUUGAGUCCAUCUUGUCCUCCAGAAGUUCAUGCUAACACAUCAGAGACAUUAUGUGCAAUAACGCGAAAUGCACCUUCUGCCUUAGCCACUAAACUUUCCAGUCCAAGUUUUGUAGCAAGGAUAUUUGGUCAUGCAUUGGAGGAUUCACAUUCGAAAUCUGGCCUUGUAAACUCACUUUCAGUUUGUAUCUCAUUGUUGGAUCCAAAAAGAUCAGCAGUUGUUUCUCCAUUGAUGCAUUCAUUCAGGAAUCAACAUAUGUACGAGUCUCCAAUCCCUGUAAACUCAGAGACUGUCAGUGCAAUGCUGCCAAAACUUGGUGUCUUGCUUACGCUUCUGAACGUGUCGUCAGAUGAGAAGAUUUUGCCUACAACAUAUGGGGAAUUGAGACCACCUCUUGGCAAACAUCGCCUGAAGAUUGUGGAGUUCAUAGCAGUUCUGUUGAAAACUGGCAAUGAAACUGCAGAGAAUGAAUUGGUCAGCUCAGGAACCAUUCGACGGGUCCUUGAUCUCUUCUUCGAGUACCCAUACAAUAAUGCAUUACAUCACCAUGUAGAGAUUAUAAUACUUUCAUGCCUAGAAAGCAAGAAUGACAUGAUGGUCAAUCAUCUUCUUCAAGAAUGUGAUUUGAUUGGGAAAAUUCUCCAAACUGACAAGCAACCAAUUCUUUCUGGUGACUCUAAUCAGCCCACUUUGCCUGCUGCUGGAAAAUGUGCACCACGGGCUGGAAACAUUGGACACAUUACACGAAUUGCAAAUAAGCUUGUACAGGUGGCAAAUAGCAAUAACCAAAUCCAAACAUGUCUUCAGGAAAAUAGUGAAUGGAAUGGGUGGCAGUCUAGUGUUCUACAACAGCGAAAUGUUGUUGAAAAUGUUUAUAGAUGGGCUUGCGGUCGCCCAACAGCAUUACAAGAUAGAACAAGGGACAGUGAUGAGGAUGAUCUCCAUGACAGAGAUUAUGAUGUUGCUGCUCUAGCAAAUAACUUAAGCCAAGCUUUUAGAUACAAAAUAUAUGGGAGUGAUGAUGCUGAAGAGGACCAUGUAGCCCUCGAUCGAGAUGAUGAGGACGUUUACUUCGAUGAUGACUCUGCCGAGGUUGUCAUAUCAUCCCUAAGGCUGGGCGAUGACCAAGGAAGUCUCUUCACAAAUUCCAACUGGUUUGCAUUCCAAGAUGACAGAAUUGGUAAUGCACCUGUGAGUACGUCCCCAUCAGAGAUGAUGGAUGAGAUAAACUUGAACAGCAAUGCAAAUGGUAGUAACAGUAGUAGUGAUGAUGAGGUGGUUGUUGGGGAGGAUGAUGAAUUGACUGAAGGUAAGCAUUCUGUCAAUUGCACAUCCACUUCCAAUGCGAUGGGUGGAUUUCUUGCCAGUGAUUCUGUGAAUGCUGGAGACUUAAAUCCGCAAACAGGGAAGGCAAAUGCCCCUAAUGAUUUGGGAUUCUUUAAGUUUGACACAACAGAUAAUGAAGCCUUGUUUGGAGAUAGGCCUUUACCAGAAUGGGUUGGGUGGGGGGAACCAUCAGGUCUGCAAGUAGGUGGAUCAAGCAAGAAUCCAUUUCUUGAUAAUGAUAUGUCCGAUGUCAAUUUACCCAGUCAUGCUGAGACAGUGGUCCACGAUGUUAACUUCCCUUCAAAUGGAGAAUCCAUACUUCCAAAUGGUUCCCCAACCUCCAUGGAUUCCAGUGAUAGUUCAGUGAGCAGUGAUUCAGGCCAGAGAUCUCCCCCAGUACCUUCUUUGUUUGACGAGGAUGUUGAAUUUGUUGGUGUGGAAUUAGAAGGCACGGAAAAGGCAAUGGAACAAGCUCUCAAGGAGGGGAUAGUUGGGGAAGCGGGGCCAUUGAAGAGGAACAUUGCUCCAAAGGUAGGUGAAAAGGAGAAUUCUGAAGAUGGUGGGGCUGGACUGAAGGAGUUCAAUGAUGCAAACUAUUGGAGGGUUGAUCAAGAGGUAGCAGUUUUGGAGUGAUGGUGGAAAGCUGGAUCUGGCAAAUCGCAAUUCAGUUUUGGUCGGGAGAAAGGGCACAACACAUGCACCUGUCACAUGUACAGUAUAUUUUUGUUUCAGAAUGGGAUGGAAGGGAACGGUGGGCUACGUUAUGGUUAUCUGUUCAUUAGUUGUUUUUGUUACACUUAAAUUUCAUCAAUGCAGGAUUAAGCAUUCUUACAUUUUAAUUUGUAUGUGUAAUAUGGAUUUUGAACUCUUAUCUUCAUUUUGAUAGAAAACUGACUUGCUAAUAAUUUUUCUUCUGUGCA